Gymnodraco acuticeps is the source of this 2665-nucleotide messenger RNA. RefSeq names its product angel homolog 1 (Drosophila) (gene angel1). Gene Ontology annotation, molecular function: 3'-5'-RNA exonuclease activity. Bases 17 to 2275 code for a protein of 752 amino acids. The record is from RefSeq and is a predicted model, not a curated record. Lineage: Eukaryota; Metazoa; Chordata; Actinopteri; Perciformes; Bathydraconidae. The transcript has 10 exons.
ACCUCACAACAUAAACAUGAUUGGCAGCAUAUUGUACUAUGCGCUCUACCCGCUGUCACGGUACAUGACAAGUCGCCGUCUACACGCAGGGGCCUCCAAGAAGGCUUUCCCUCCUUCUAUGGAUAAUGAUAAGGCAUUGUGUGAUGGUGGGGCCGUCACAACCAGAACCCUGUCCCAAAUUAACAAGCUGGACCAGUGGCUCAGCCAAGGCAGUGGGACGAAAGGGGAAAUGGAAGAAAGGAUGAAAGAACCAAGCCCAGAACAGGAAUACGACACAUUGCAGCUGAUGGUUGUCCUGCAUGAAACUACAAAGAAGGAGGCUGAUUCAAAGAUGAGUGAGGGGGAAUCUGCAGUGAAAGCAGAAGAAGCAGAGACGAGAAAUGGACAGCUACAAGACACAGUGGAAACUCCUGAACAAGGGGACGGGGAAAUAACUGAUCACCAUGAGGUGUUCAAUACGAAGCAAAACACAGAGGAUGGGAGUAUUUCUCCAACUGAGGAUCUUAAUCAAGGGCUAGCUCCUGGCUCACAAUUAGCAUGCCUGCUAACAGAGGACAGCACGCAAGAAAGCCCAAGUCCUGAGUCAGUUACUCGAGCUGAGCCAAGAGUACAAGAAACAACUGGUUCAGUACAAGUACAACGUUUGGAAAAGCCAAUGCCUCCAGCUGAAACUCCGGCUGAAGUUACUGAGUGCUGGGAUGAAUAUUUGGCUUCAGUUGCUGAAGGUGGAGAAAGCAGUUCGGAGCUGAUAUUUUCCUCCCUUCUCUCAAAUACUCAACCCCAACUUAAAGUCAGUGGGCAGCAUGAAACUCAAGCAGGUUGGCACUUCCCGGCAGGACGUGGCUUGGCAGAGGAAUUGCAGUGCCCACUGUGGCAAUUUCCCGCAGCAAGCUACUAUCCUCCAAUAGAUUCAACAGUGGGAUUUGAAGUAACAUGGAGAGUAUGGGAGAAGGUGGAUGAGAGUGCCACUGCAGCAGAGCCCCUUCCAUUCACAAACGCCUCGAUGGACUUCACUGUAAUGUCCUACAACAUCCUUGCUGAUGACCUGCUGCAGGCCAACCAGGAGCUGUACACACACUGCCCUCUGGAGGUGCUCGACUGGAGCUACCGCUGCAGCCUACUCCUGGAGGAAAUCCAGAAAUGGGAACCAGAUAUUCUGUGUCUCCAAGAAGUUCAGGAGAACCAUUACCAUCAACAACUGUAUCCAGCUCUGUCUCAGAUGGGCUACACCUGUGUGUACAAGCGCCGUACAGGGACAAAGAGAGACGGCUGCGCUACAUGCUACCGUAGCAGUUGCUUUUCUGAGGUGUCCGUCGCCACGCUGGAGUUCUUCAGGCCCGAGACUGAGCUGCUGGACCGGCACAAUGUGGGCAUUAUUGUGUUGCUUCGGCCAGUGGUAAUGAAUGGGUCUGUGGUCAAGGCAAAGGGCCCACCGCUCUGCGUGGCCAACACCCACCUGCUGUUCAACCCUAGGAGGGGUGAUGUGAAGCUGGCUCAGCUGGCCAUAAUGCUGGCAGAAAUCGGCAGCGUGAUCAAGUCCUGUAAUGCAAAAGGUGAACACUGUAACCUCAUCUUGUGUGGAGACUUUAACUCCAUCCCUUCAAUGCCUCUGUACCAGCUGAUCACCACCGGAGAGCUCUACUUCCAGGGUCUACCCGCAUGGAUGAUAUCAGGUCAAGAGGACCUGUCCCACAGAGCCUAUGGUCACAGACUGUGCGUCCCCCUGUGGCCCAGCUCUCUGGGAAUCACUGACAGAUGCCAGCAUACUACUGCAUACAAGGAGGAAUCAAAGAGCAGGAGCCAGAAAUCAGGAAAAGGUCAGUACAGCCAUGAUUUUAUGCGCCAGCUGCGCUUCUGUCCGACUGCAUGUAUCCGUCCUCUGGACCUACAGCUGAUCCCAGGAGUGACUGACAUCACUCCAGAUGCUUCAAGCGUAAAUCAGCCUGAUAAAAGUUUCAGCCACACUAUCAGCCACCGGUUAGACCUGGAGUCGGUCUACCAACACGUCCUUCCAGGAUCUGGCAAUCCAGAAGUCACAACCCUGCACUCUGAAGGCGGAUCUACAGUCGACUACAUCUUCUACAGCCGGAGACGCUCGGCAACCUGGGAUCCAAGCGCCGGUGCCUUUGCUAUUAGGGGUCUGAAGCUGAUUGGUUCUCUCUCCCUUCUAUCUGAGGACGUCUUAUGGUCAAUGAAGGGCUUGCCCAAUGACAUAUUUCCCUCCGACCAUCUCAGUCUUCUGGCCAGAUUCCAGCUGGACCUGAAUGCUGUGUAAUAGAAGAAAAUGGGUGAACUUCAGAGUUUGAGUGUAUUUCCCUUCACAAUGGUUCAGAUCUUGCCUUGUACACAUCUGAGUUUUGUUUUUUGUUCAGAUGAACACCAACCCUUGUGGUUCCCUUAUGGCAUCAAAUGAAGUCUUCUUACUGAGAAGAAGAGAAUAUUUUUGUUUAAAAGAGCCAGAAAAUAAAAUGGAGGCCAAAAGUCAGUCUUGUUAUACAAUUAUACAGAAAUAGGAAAAAUCGUAUUAUUUAUGCUGUAAAAAAAAGUGAUUGCUUUAAUAAUAUUGUUAUAAUAAUACACUGACCUGUUCUGUUGCUUUUUCAUUGAUUUUAAAUCUAAUGUUCUAAAAGCUGUUUCUGAUUAUGAGUGAGUGCUAUUUGUUCAG